AUGUCCAAAACUGCGAGCCGCCCAGACUGGGCCGAUGAUGUCUCAGACUCCGAACAACUCGACCCCUCGUCUCUACCCGCGCCCGUGACGACAGUGAACAAAGACGGCACCAAGACGACCAUCACAUACCGAAUCGACGACCAAGGCCGCAAAGUGAAAACCACACGCAAGACCCGAACGACCGUGCACAAAGAAAAAGUCGACCCGGUGGUGGCGGAGCGACGCAAUUGGGCGAAAUUCGGGCUCGAGAAGGGCAAAUCCAAGGGACCACAGCCCGACACGACAUCCGUGGGCGAGAACAUCAUCUUCCGGCCGAGCAGAGACUGGAAGAACGUGCAGGCGGAGGAGGCGAAGGCGGGUGGCGGCAAGGCGGAAGAGAAGAGUCUGAAGGAGCAGCUGCGCGACAAGAAGGUCAAGUGCCGUAUCUGCCAGGGCGAGCAUUUCACCGCGCGAUGUCCCUUCAAGGACACCAUGACCCCUGCAGACGACGGCACGACCCCGGUCGCCGACCCCAUGGCUGAGGACAACGACGGCGCCAAUGCUGCCGGUGGUCUCGGUGCCGGCGGUAGCAGUUACGUCCCGCCUCAUCUCAGAGGAAACAAGGGUGGUGCGUCCGCCGCUGGUGAGAGGAUGGGCGGAAAGUACGAGAGAGAUGACCUCGCUACGCUGCGUGUCACGAAUGUGUCCGAAAUGGCAGAAGAACAAGAACUACGCGAUCUCUUUGAGCGGUUCGGCCGUGUCACGAGAGUAUUCCUGGCCAAGGACAGAGACACAGGCCGCGCCAAGGGCUUUGCAUUCAUAUCUUUCGUCGAUCGGUCAGACGCUGCCAGGGCUUGUGAGAAGAUGGAUGGCUGGGGCUACAGGCACUUGAUUCUCAGAGUAGAAUUUGCGAAGAGGACUACUUAG
Exophiala bonariae is the source of this 906-nucleotide messenger RNA. RefSeq names its product translation initiation factor eIF3 subunit g (gene TIF35). Gene Ontology annotation, molecular function: translation initiation factor activity; RNA binding. NCBI's taxonomy places the organism in Eukaryota, Fungi, Ascomycota, Eurotiomycetes, Chaetothyriales, Herpotrichiellaceae. Gene Ontology annotation, cellular component: eukaryotic translation initiation factor 3 complex; cytoplasm. The transcript is spliced from 3 exons. The coding region runs from base 1 to 906 and encodes 301 amino acids. The record is from RefSeq and is a predicted model, not a curated record.